Caenorhabditis briggsae is the source of this 7884-nucleotide messenger RNA. RefSeq names its product Protein CBR-LET-711 (gene Cbr-let-711). NCBI's taxonomy places the organism in Eukaryota, Metazoa, Nematoda, Chromadorea, Rhabditida, Rhabditidae. Gene Ontology annotation, cellular component: P-body; CCR4-NOT core complex. The coding region runs from base 1 to 7884 and encodes 2627 amino acids. The transcript is spliced from 18 exons. The record is from RefSeq and is a predicted model, not a curated record. Gene Ontology annotation, biological process: nuclear-transcribed mRNA catabolic process, deadenylation-dependent decay. Gene Ontology annotation, molecular function: molecular adaptor activity.
AUGAUGUUUUCGCGUUCAGCCCCGACAGAGGAGCUGAAACCAACCAACAUGAUUCGGAAUCGGGACAAUAUUGAGAGGCCCAUAUCCAAGCGAGGCGUCGUUUCUCUUCUGCCGAAAAUGUCACUGGGAUUUGUUCUCAAUAGUUGUUCGUGUGCUUACAUCGACAAUCUACUGGCUCAUGACAAUGUUCAUCGUGUGAAGCCACAUACGUUUAUCAUUCAACGUCUUGUGGUCAUCUGUGGUCGUUCGACUCCUGCAGUUGCCAAUCACGCGGCGAACAUCAUACUCUCAGCAUUCAGCUUCUGCCAAUUGGAUGCUCCAACCAAAGAAUUUCUUGGAGAGGAAGCAGCCCUUGGCCUAUUUCAUACGAUCCUCGAGUAUUCUACUGUGAACCAGCAAGCUCGGACAGUUAUGGAGAUUCGAGGAGCACAACGACUCACUGCAGCUCUUUGUGAUCUUAUUGAGGCCUAUGAGAAGUCUAUGGAAUAUUCUGCGGCAAACAAAGCGAUUUCUCAUCUGUGCAAAAAGCUCGCCGGAUUAUACGAUCCUCCGGUAAUUCUUCCGUUCCUCAACAAACUGGUCAAGAUCAGACGUCUUCGCGAAUACCUCCAGCCAUUAUUCAUAGCACAUUGUGAAUACUCAGUCUUGUCUCCAGAAAGUGCCGAAGUCUACAAUCACAUUGCACGCGGCAACUUCACUUCGGAGACACUCAUAGAUAUCAUUGAAACGUUUCUGGAUAAGGAGGUGAAAGCAUCUGUUGUCAGCAGGAACGCCGAUCCCACCAAGAUAGUUCAAUACCUGAUCACGUGCUCCAAUGCCAAUAACGCGGAAAUAAUUCAAGCCCUGGCCUUUAUGAUGUAUUCCAAUUCACGGUUGAAUCCUAGUAAAGAACCCGGGGCUCUCGACAUGGAUGCACAAUCGGUCGACACAAUAACCACUUCUCGACUCGGAGAUCCGAAAUUGACACAGCCUGUGAAAGAUGCUAUAAUGGAUUCUAGUCGGGAGGCUCUUCAGAGACGCUUAGAAAUUUAUGGACCGCGUAUUUUAGAUUCUGUAGAUGACUUCGUCAAGGAAUUGAAACAAGCACCUGUGCAACGAAAAAUGGUCACCAACUCUUCAAUCGCGAAUGCUCUGCUUUUUAUCAAUCAAUGCAACUAUGAUGUGACACUAGCAAAGCCGUUCGACCUACAACAAUAUUGGCCAGGAGCGAAUUUCGUGCAUGGUGUUAUUCGAUACAUCAAAGAAAAGCAAAUCGAAACUGAUGGCCAUGACGAAUCCUACGAUUGGUUUCCAAAUAUUAAUUGGGUCGAAGUUGUCAAAGAACUGGAUGAUCCAAAGCUUUAUGUCAGUCGGGAUACUUUCGUUCUUUUUUCCGAGAUCUUUCCAAUCAUGUUCAAAGACGAUCCUCAAAAUUUCCCGAUUUCCUUCUUUUAUUCGCCAUGGAAACAUUGGGAUCGGCAGCUUCAUUUAUACGACCACAUGUUGGAGUAUGCCGAUAUUUGGAACUUCUCAAACUAUUUUCACACUAAAGUGCUGACUCCAGAACUAAAUUUAAAAACGAUUCCUGAUGACACACCACCUAUUGUUCAGUUGUGGAAUUGUCAAGAGUUCAGUAAUAUUCUACUCACAUUGCUCAACACCCAACCUCAAUCUCCUCAUCGAGAUUUCUUUAAAAUUGGAUACACCCAAACUGGGGAUGUUUGCAUUUUGGCUUUGAUACUCUCACCUACACAAUGGACUACAACACGGCAGGAUUUAGUUCGCGAGUAUCUACCUGACUGGAUCUCCAAAAGCCCAAAUGUGAUCCCCAUUUUGAAUAUGUCAUGGAACGACCCAGCCAUAUCCAAACAUAUGCGUCAACACAUCAUCUGGUCACUAACAAGUAUAUACAGUUCCGAUAACACGCAGCUUGCCAAAAUUCUCGAUGUUGCUCAUGAUAUCAAGCCAACCGGUCUCUCUGAACUUUUAAAUCAGUCUGCUAAGCAUCUUCCUUUUAUGGUGGAUCUAGCAUGUCUCGCUUCGAAACGAGACUAUUUGAAUUUGGAGAAGUGGAUAGAGGAUAAGGAAAAGGCUCAUGGAGAAGCGAUGACCGUUGCACUGCUACAGUAUAUUCACAAGAAAUAUCAAAAGCAACAAUUGGUAGCAGCACUAGCACCUCAAGGCAAAACAACAAGCUCAAGCGCUCCAUCUGAUCCUCUUCACGUGCUUAUCAAAUUUGUUCGAAAAAGAGCAAGAAAGCCUCAUCGGCAGCAAUAUCCAUUACUUUUCCAGGUAAUGAAAGAGAACUCGGGUAGAAGUUCGUCGGUAUCAUCGGGCGGACAUCAAACAGUACAGGCAGGAGGUUCACAACAACAGUACGGCAGCGGCACCGGACAUCCACCAUCCGGCGCCGUUCCUCAGCAGCAAUCACAACCACCUCUCCUGCAGCAACAAAUUUCGCAGCAGUCACUUGUGACGUCAGCAGCUCCGCCACAGCCGCAGAUGCACAGUCAGCAAGCGAUUCCAGGUCCGAUACAAAGACCGGCGCAGUUUCCCCCACAACCCAUGUUUCAACCACAACCUCAAGCUCAACAGCAUCCACAUAUGAUGAAUCAACCGCCACCAAACACAUCGCAGAAUUCUCAGCCAGGAAUGAAUCUUCUCAUGAACAUGAAUCAGUUUAACGCGAACAAUCGUGAUUUGCUGAAAGUUGUUCAGCCUGCGCCUCCUCCAUCUUCUUCGAUGUCCCCUUCUUCGCAAAUGAUGCGAUCUUUAAUUCCUCCGCUCGCACAACGGCAGAAUUCUAAUCCCAGCUGGAAUACCACUCCAGCUCCGCCGCAACAGCGACCAUCUGGACCUCCGACGCCACAACAACCAAUGGAUUUCCGAGGGCAAAUUCCUGAUUUCGUUUCACAAGGAUCUCACCAGUUGCAAAGGAGCGGAAGUGUCAGUGGUAGAAGCGCGACGAGUGGAGUGACGAGAACGACGACAAAUAGCGGAUUUUCUGUUGGUGCUCCGAUAGCAGGAAGUGCAGCUGCUGUGGCCGCUGCGGCUCAACAACCAGGCAUGGAAGACUUUGCAUCAAUGACAUUCGCCGAAGACAUUCAGGAAGAAGCCAAUUCGUACUUCGAGAAAAUUUACAGUGUUAACAACGCAAUGUCCGUGGAUACAUUAAUCGAUUUACUGAAAAAGUUCAAGACUGGCAAUGAUCGUCGCGAACGCCAUGUUCUCGCAUGUGUGGUCAAAAACUUGUUCGAAGAAUAUCGUUUCUUCCAUGAAUAUCCAGAAAGAGAGCUGCGAACCACGGCUGCUGUUUAUGGAGGAAUUAUUCGGGAAGAUAUUAUCAGCAACGUUCAGUUUGCCACAGCCGUUCGGAAGGUUAUUGAGAGUUUGAGUGCAGAUUCGAAUACGAUGCUCUGGACGUUUGGAAUAGUCGCACUUCAACAUUGCAGAAGCAAACUGUGUGCUUAUCCGAAGGUUUGCACUAUGAUAGCCAACAGCGAGAACUUCACUAAAUUCCCCCAGACGUUGAAAGAUUAUGUUAUUGCCGGUGUCAAAGGAGAGCUCCCACCAGAAGGUGGUCGUCACACUCCCGUUGGUACAAAUCCUUCGUCGGCUUCAUCCACACCAACACCAGCAUCUGCUCCGACAAAUUGGGGAGCUGUUGCACGAGCAUCCUCGACCGAUCCAAAAAAUGCUCUUCCUGCGAAUCGAACUGGCAACGUUCUUUCAUACACCAAUGUGGAUACUCUUGUCCAGGCAACAAAUAAGGAUGGAGCGGAGAUCGCUCAGCCCGCUGAAGCUGUAGUGGACAAAAUCUCGUUUUUAUUCAAUAAUUUGUCUGCAACCAAUUUGGCUCAGAAGAAAGAUGAAGUGUUGGAGAUGAUUGUUGAACAUGGAGAUGGUUUCACACGUUGGUUGGCUCAAUAUAUCGUCAUGAAGAGAGUCUCUAUCGAACAAAAUUUUCAACCACUCUAUAAUCAGUUUGUCACAGCCAUCGACAAUGCAUACCUUGACCAAUGCAUCAAGAGAGAAACAUUCAGAAACAUUCGUAUCCUUCUUCGGACCGAUAAGAAAACGACUGUUGCUUCUAACUACAGUGAUCGGCAGUUGCUGAAAAAUCUCGGAAGUUGGCUUGGAUCGAUCACUAUUGCGAGGAACAAACCUAUUUUGCUCAAUGAUCUGGAUUUGAAGAGUUUGUUACUGGAGGCUUACUACAAAGGACAAGCAGAGUUACUAUUUGUGGUUCCGUUUAUAUCGAAAAUUCUGACAGCGUGCUCAAAAACAUCGUUGUUCACUCCAACUUGUGCUUGGAUUCGAAGUAUUCUAAAAGUUCUGGCCGAACUGCAUAAUGAACCUGAUCUCAAAAUAAAUUUGAAGUUCGAAAUCGAAGUAUUGUGCAAAGAAUUGAAUGUUGAUCUUGGUGUCUUGCCAAUGGAUGGUAUUCUCAAGGAUACGGAGAAGCUCGUGCGAGUUCCACAACAGCUUUGUGAAGUGAAAGUGCUCGGACGACCAGAAGCGGCGAGCCCAGUGCAAUCGCAAAUUCGUUUGUCGGGUUCAGCUGAACAGCUUUCCGGAAUGUCCCCUGCUAUCCCUGAUCAGCAAAAACCUGCUACACCACAACCAACAGAAGCUGAGCUACAAGCAGGAGGUGGAGCUGGAUCACAAACGGAGCCGCAAGUAACUCCAAACGUCACUCAUUUCGCCUAUCACGACAUAAAUGUGCUCACAUACGACGGUCUCGUGCCACACGUCAAGAUUGUUGCAAAUCUUCCUCUCUUCCAAUUGCACCCGCAUGCAAAACACUUGGUCCGCCCAGCUAUGAUCCAUGCCAUCAAAGAGUUGAUCGGACCAGUCACCGAAAGAGCUUUGAAGAUCGCGAUGACGGUUACAGAGUCGUUGGUUCGAAAGGAUUUCGCUUUAGAUCCCGAAGAGCAGAAUUUGAAAACCGCUUCAUUCCAUAUGAUGCGUGCAAUGACAGCUGGAAUGGCAAUGAUCACAUGUCGUGACCCGCUGGCGAGUACAAUGCAUGCUAACUUGGCUCAAGCGUUCUCGUCAUCACUGCGUUCAUCCAACGGGACUCCAGAAUUGAAACAAAUGAUCGAAGAAGCAUCAUCUACGAUAACGCAAGAUAACGUUGAACUUUCCACCAACUUCAUUGUCAAAACGGCUUGUGAGAAGGCAACUCAGGAAAUUGAGAAGCGUCUGGAAGCCGAUUACCAGAAGAGAAUUAAUGCAAAGACUGAAGGAGGAGCGUAUCGAGAUGAGGCAGCUGUUGCUGUUCAUUCCCAACUACCGAAAGUUAUUGCCACUGAACCAGGACCGACCAGUUCUGCUUUGAUGAAUAUUUACACCCAAUUCAGCAGCCGGAUUUGUGGUUUCAAAGCGAAUUCUGGCGAAGAUCUUCUCGGCUCGGAACCAAAUAGCGCUAACCCUCCAGUUCAAACUCACAGCAAAGAUAUGGAUGUUAUCUGCCAACAAUUGCAAAUUAUCAUUAAGGAAGUGGAUCAAACCACUCAAGCUCAACCGCACCUUAACAAUCCCGCGUUUCAAACAGUAUGCUGGAUUCGCGACUGGAUGCAACAGAUUACUGUUUCGAAGGAUGCAAACAAGUUAAUGGCUCUUGUUUCGCGAUGCACAGAGCACCUGUUGCAUGCGUACCGUCUUGAGGGACAGCCAACUAAGAACUUGUUGGAUGUGGAAUGGGCUCGACGCCUUCGUGAUCUUUUCAUAGGGCUGAUGCGUCUUCUACAAGCAUACUAUCCUUUGGUCGAUCUUUCUCGACGCAUUACGUCAGCGAUAAUGCAAAUUCGUUCGGAUUAUAAGUGGAACUUGGAGGGAAUUGAAAUACUUUUCAAACAAAACUUACUUCAGUCUACACUUUGGGAUCAGUACCUCGCCGACAGCAUGGACAAUGGUGGAAAUAUGGAAGCAGUGUGCUUUGCCCAGAAAUUUGUUAGAAGUAUUGGGGGUGGUGAUAUGAGCCGUCUCCAGUAUCUGAAAGAGAGAUUCCCGAUGACUUGCGAUCAGCUAACUAAGCUUCAUCAACUUCAGUCGGCAACUCGAACUGAUGGGCUGAACAACGGAAUUAAUAAUGGUUCUCAUCAUCACCCUGGAAUUCAACAUCAACAACAACAACAACAGCCUCAAGUUACUCUCCCAAUGGACGCUGCUCCAAUGCCACAAGCAUCUGCUGAAGCCAUGGCUCAACGAGGAUAUGAUGAUCAAGAGAUGACAGCCAAAGUUGAAGUAAUUAUGCGAGAAUGGAUCAGUUUGUGCUACUCACCCACUGGACAGAGAAGCCCACAGGAGUCACUUGCUCAAAUGAUUCAGCUCAUGCAUGAGCAUGGUGUUCUUGCUACUGAUGACAAGAUAACUCAGUUUUUCCGACUUUGUGUGGAGAACUGUGUAGACAUCUCAGUACGAGUUAUGAAGUCGGAACAAAUCGCAAACGGUUUACCAACAAAUCUUAUUCGUCACCGCUGCUACUACACUCUGGACGCGUUUGUCAAACUUAUGGCUUUGAUGAUCAGACAUUCGGACAAUGGACAGUCGCAGAAUAAGAUUAAUCUGCUGAAAAAACUACUGAACAUUAUCGUUGGGGUUCUUCACAUGGAUCACGAAGUUCGCAAAACAGAUUUCAACGCGAUGCCGUAUCAUCGAAUCCUCAUCAGUUUGUUCAACGAAAUUACUGGGCCCGAUCCACUGAAGCUACUGGAGCCAAUCGCAUGGAGUAUUUUGGAAGCUUUUGGACAAACGUUCUUCGCUCUUCAGCCAAGGCGCAUGCCAGGCUUUGCUUUCGCUUGGCUCGACAUUGUCGGACACAGAAAUGUUAUCGGACGUCUUUUGGCCAACACAGGGAUUGCCGAAACAGUGGAUUCAGUGAAAACAGCUGCAACAUAUACUCAGUUGAUCAUCUCUCAUCUCAAGUUCUUGGCACCAUUCCUACGAAAUAUUCAAUUGCCGAAGUCUAUCGCUAUUCUCUACAAAGGAACGCUCCGUGUUCUUCUUGUUAUUCUACACGAUUUCCCAGAGCUUCUGUGCGAAUUCCACUACGUCAUAUGUGAUACGAUUCCGCCAAACUGCGUGCAACUGCGCAAUUUGAUUCUAUCUGCCUUCCCUCACGAAAUGCGUCUUCCGGAUCCAUUCGCUCUGAACUUCAAACAAGUAGAUACAAUCCCAGAAAUGGCUGUUGAACCAAAAUCGAACUUGAACAUGGCCACCAUAAUCCCUGAUAACAUUCGAGUUCCAUUGGAUGAAUAUCUGGCGAAUCGAACACCUGUUGACUUCCUUCCAAGACUGCCGACUCUACUUCAAACUCCAAAUCAAUCUGGUACCAAAUAUAACACGACAGUCAUGAAUGCUCUUGUUCUGUACGUCGGCAUUCGUGCUAUUGAAAACCUGCAUUUGAGACGUCAGCGCAUUUCUACAUUGAGUAUAGCUCAUACAUCGUUCAUGGAUAUUUUCCAGAAUUUGGCUAUUCAAUUGGACACUGAAGGAAGAUACUUGCUGUUCAACGGAAUCGCUAAUCAACUUCGUUACCCGAACGCUCACACUCACUACUUCAGCUGCGUCUUCUUGUAUCUUUUCAAAAACUCGACUAACGACACCAUUCAAGAGCAAAUCACGCGUAUACUGUUCGAACGCCUCGUUGCACUUCGUCCUCAUCCUUGGGGUCUUCUGAUAACAUUCAUCGAGCUGAUCAAGAACCCAACAUACAACUUCUGGCGUUACGAAUUUACUAGCUGUGCUCCAGAAAUUCAAAGAUUAUUCCAAAAUGUGGCCAAUACGUGUGUCCCAGCUCAAGGAUCUCAAUAUGCACAAAAUCAAGAUGGAUCAUCUGGAAUGCUCGGUAACGAUGCCGGAGGACUUAACCAACAGCAGCAGCACCCGUCAUCCAAUUGA